This is a messenger RNA of Ostreobium quekettii, 1302 nucleotides long. The record is from the annotation of a GenBank genome assembly. Lineage: Eukaryota; Viridiplantae; Chlorophyta; Ulvophyceae; Bryopsidales; Ostreobiaceae.
AUGAUCCCAAUGUUUGGCCCAUUCCGUGCUCAUUGCGCCCACAUUCCCCCCCACCCAGUUUCUCCACUGGGAAAUUGCGCAGUGGCUGUGGAACCGCGCCCAGAGGCCGAGAGGCGAAGCUCCUUGGGAUCGCUGCACGGCCGGCUAUGUGGAAGGCCGCCGCGCUCGCGCUUGCCAUCUUCUGCUGCCUUUGGGCGGCCUCCCGGGGGUGAGUCCCGCGAUCUGCGCGCCAUCGCCCGCGAUAAAGUGCCCACCCCCCCCGCGACGUGUCCACUGACUCCCCUCCUUCGAUCUCGCCCCCCGCCCAGCGGCCGCGACUACUACGACCUGCUGUCGGUGCCGCGCGCGGCCAGCCAGGACCAGAUCAAGCGGGCGUACAAGAAGCUCGCGCUGACGCACCACCCGGACAAGGUGAAGGGCAGCAAGGAGGACAAGGAGCGGGCGGCACAGAAGUUCCAAGAGAUAAGCAGCGCGUACGAAGUCCUUUCCGACCCCGAGCAGCGCCAAAUUUACGAUCGAUACGGGGAGGAAGGCCUCAAACAACGCAGCGGAGGGGGUGGGGGCAGCGCAUCGGACAUAUUCAAAACAUUCUUUGGCGGCUUUGGUGGCUUUGGAUUCAAUGAAGAAGAGGAAGACCAGGUCAGGAAGGGCAACGAUGUGUACAGUGAGGUGGAUGUGACACUUGCUGAUCUGUAUGUUGGAAAAGAAAUCAAGGUUGUCAGAGAUAAAAAUGUUAUCAAACCAGCAGCUGGCACCCGCAGUUGCAAUUGCAGGCAGCAGUUGGUCACUCAGCAGCUGGGUCCAGGGAUGUUUCAACAGUACAGCAAGCAGGUAUGUGAACAAUGUCCAAAUGUGAAGUAUGUCCGGGAAUCAGAGGUGCUCACAGUCCGGGUGGAGCCAGGCAUGAAGCAUGAACAGGAAAUAUCAUUUUUUGAGGAAGGUGAACCUGCCAUCGAUGGAGAGCCUGGCGAUCUUAAGUUUGUCCUCAACGAGCUGCCCAACGAAUUGUUUGUCAGAGAUGGCAACAACCUGUGGCACAACACAAGUAUCUCUCUCGUUGAGGCGCUGUGUGGAUUCUCCAAGGAGAUUACCCAUCUGGACGGCCACAAAGUGGUGCUUUCGUCCAACGAGGUGACGCGUCCAGGGCAAGUCCGACAAAUCCCCAAGGAGGGCAUGCCCCUGCUUGACGACGAGCUCAAUCAUGGCAGCUUGUUCGUCACGUACACGGUGGAUUUCCCUCAGCAGCUGACAGAGGAUCAGAAGGCGUCUGUCAAACAGACAUUCUCGCUGCCUACUGUGUGA